AAGUGUUCAAUAAAAAGUGAUCAGUGCAUUCGUGCACGAAACAGAUAGUGUGCAAUAGUGUUGCGUGGUGACAUUCUAGCUUCUGUAAAAAAAAAAAUGUCCAAAAGACAAAACCAAAAACGUGAUGAUGAUGAGACAACCGGAUCUGCAAGUAAGAGAGCCCGCAUUACUCCGGGAACCAAUUACACGACUGAGAACCCACCGGCGUCGUGUGGAUUGAAAAACACCUUGCACGGUAAUGUAUUUCAACUGAAACUGUUGAUGCUUUUCUUGCUUCGGGGGAUUGGGGCCGGUUUCCAGUUUCGCUUGGGAACGGAAAUCCCAGGAAUGGGCGGCAAAUUUGAUGAUUUGAUUUUCAAGUUCAAGAAUGUCAGGAAUACUAAUGAAGCUAAAUCGUCUGAUGAACAAACAGAGAGCUAUCGAUUCUUGCAGGCCAAACACAAACAGAAUGAAGAUAAGGAAAAAAUCACGGCAGCUGAUCUACUCAACGACAAUGACGGGGAAUUUAGUCUCCCGAAAUAUUUCCGUUCGUACUGUCGCGAUAUAAUUAAAGGGACUGAAGGAAUUCUCCCGGAAAAUGUGCACGACUGCAUCAUUUGCACCAACAUUGGCUUUGACAGUGAGGAAAAGCUCAAGAAUAGUGGAAUAAUAUUGAUACGUCAGAAUGGCAAGGACGAAGUUUUGACGUUCGAUAAAGUGGCAAAUCUCAAUAAAAUACCGACUCUUUAUAAGUUGCGAAAAACGGACGACUUGAGUCGAAUAAUGGCAGGGUGGUCAGAGGUUCAUCUUCUGGCUAAAUCGUUACUCGACUACGUCACUGAUAAAAAACAAUUGACCCUAAGCUCACCCAUAUUCAAAAGUUACCACGUUGCUUUGGUUGAAGAAAAAGUGAUUGACAAAGGAGAAGGUAAACUUUGCGCAUCUUUUAUGAAAGGAGUUAACAGUCGGUUCCGUGAAAUACUAUCCGAGUUAACGUUCGUUAAAUACUGGGAAAAAUUGUCGUUUAAAUCGGAAAACAAGAAAACAAUUCGGGCUGAUGGCACUAAGAAACUAACUCUGUUUGACGGCACGUCUAUCGAAAAACAUCUGCCGAAAUAUUCCACUACGAUGGAAUUUGAUUUUCGCGUCUUUCAGGACUAUUACAAAGAUUUAGUCACAGAGAAAGUUAUUGUUCCAGAAUGGCGAACGAAAACUAAGAAACCUUUUACUAAAGAGUUCAUUAGGGGAAUAAAUCAAACUCAAGAGGGAUUGCAAUUUCGAAAAAAACUUUGCAAUGCAGUUUUUAUUCACUAUUGGAAAGACUUGACUAUCCAAGUAAGCGGAAAUUUUGGAAUAAAACCAUCCGAUUACUCUGAUACUAAAUCGCUCGAAAAUUUUGCUGGCGACGAGGAAAUUGGCGAUUUCUUGGACAAGCUCGUCUUUGCCGUUCACACACCAAACGAAGUGGAACUAGAUGACAUACUGAAAAAUGAAGUGGGGAAUUAUUACAACCUACACGAAAACGAUUUCCAGUCGGAUUUUAUCUUGAGAAAGAUGUUGGACUGGUUCAAGGAGAAAGACUCGAAAUUCAUGUCAUCGGAAGAAGGAAAAAAUAUUUUUAAAGAAGGUAAAAAGAAGUUGAAGUCAUUGCGAGUGACGGCCAUUUCAAUCGACUACCAAAAUCAGCUGAAGGAAGUGCUGGAAUUCAAUGAUAAGGCAGUUGAGGAGAUGAAAGAUAAAAUUAGUAAGAUGUUGAUAUCACCAGAUAGAAUCAGGCGUAUCGCUACUUCAUUACCGAAACGAACAGCCGUUAAAGUCAUUGCGGCACUUGAAAUGCUCAGAAAAGAAAAAACCGUCACCUAUCACACAAGGAUGAUGCAAGAAUAUUUCCAGUAUGAGGAUAGCUACUUAGUGACGUCAUCAAGUCGCCUACAAAAAAACUGUUCAAAAUUCAAAAAGACACUCAAGUCGGAACAUUCUCAUAAUCUUCUUGUUGUCGCUUGCGAGGACGGCCGUUCGACGGAAAAUGAAGACGAAUUCUAUCAAAAGCUCAUGGGAAAGAUGCUGAAUAAGAGGAUCAUUAUCAUUAGUCAAAGCAAAGAUGAAGUGGAAGAUAAAUUGAACUUUGGCGACCUAAGUGAUAAAUCCAAAAGAGCCUUACUUGAAAAGCAAAUAGAUUUUCAAGGUACGUCACAAUCACAAUCUGUGGGAGAUUUAAUUAAAAGGGGCGAUACAACUUUAGCCAAUCUAAUGCAAAAUAGGGACCUAGGAAACGUUAUUGAUUUUAGUUCAAUCGAAGAAUUAAUAAAAACAAGUACAAUCAAAAUUCCUAAGUGCAGCUCUGCACGUUUCGAGCCAGAACUUUACGUCGAGAGGCAAUUGGAGUUUCCCUGGAAAAACAGUUUUUAUGAUCCACUGGUUAAGAGUUUGAAAUGCACGAAAGAUGAACUCCAGAAAGAGUGCACCGUCGAUUCGCGAGGAUACAUCCAUUGGUUAACUGCGGAAGAUAGCCGCAAAAAAGAAAUAUGGGAACAAAUGAAAAAUAUUUUGGGAAAAAAAGGAAAAUCGUCGAACAGUGUCAUCGCAGAGAAAAACCUGAUAGAUAAUAAAGAAAGAAGGAAAGGUCAAGUGUUCAUUAUAUCCGGUAUAGCUGGAACCGGAAAAUCGACAACUUUGUCCAAUUAUUACGAAAAAAUAAAAAGAGACAACCCGGAUAUGUUGGUAAUCAGAAUUGAUUUGGUGGAUUACAAUAAAGAGCUUGCGGAAUUUAAUUUUUCUCUAGAUAAUGAGUCAAGCGCUAAUACAUUUUUCGCAAACAUUUUUGCCAAAGACAGUCCUUUAACGCGUUCGCUUUUGAGUCAUCGGUUUCAGACGGACGGUCGAAUCGUCGUCAUGUUGGACGGAUUAGACGAAAUUGACGAUAAACUCCACGCGAAAGUGUUUCAGUUGAUUAAAGCUGUUACAUUAACGAAAAUGGACGCACUCUACAUAACUACUCGUUCGCAUUUAAAGGAAAAACUACAAGAUGAAUUUUUCCAGUUUUCAUAUCAUUUCAAAAAAUUCAGUAAAGAAGAUCAAGUUGAUUGUCUGUCCAAGUACUGGGGGAGCAACCUGAAAAUGUCACUAGACGGGCCAAUCCAAUUAUUCAGCAAAUCAUUAGUUGAACGCUUGACAACAACUUUGAAUGACAGAGAAAGUGAUUUUAUUGGGAUUCCUUUACAAUGUCGAAUGCUGACCGAGUGCUUUGAGUCCCAACUCCAAGAUACAAUCCAACAAGGAUUACCAAUCGAUUGUCUUAUUGAAAAUAUCUCAGAGAAUGAUUUGGAUUUGGCAAACCUCUACUCCCUUUUUAUGGAAAAGAAACUUGAAAUUUAUCGCAAAGAAAAAUUUAAGGCUGACCCUCACAAAGCAAACUUGUCAAUUGAUGGAGAAAUGAAACGUUUGGAACAGUAUUGAGAAAAUUGGCAAUAAAGACAAUUGUUUCUUAUCCAAAGCAUUGUAAUGUAUUGUUGGGGAAAUGGAACUCAUUUCAGUCCAAAGAAGAAAUUUGUCAAGAAGAAAAAGACUUCACUAGUGGCGGCGUUUGUUUUGGGUUCUUGGAUAAAACCGAUAAAGGCAAAGUCAAGUUCUUGCAUCGAACCUAUGCCGAGUAUUUGUUCGCCAAAUAUUUGUACGCGGGAUUUCUCCCUGAAGACGACAAGAAUUGCAACGAUUUACUCACUUCGAAAUCCGCAAGAAAAGUAAUUUUAAUGAAGAUUUUGGGUGAUGAUUAUGGUUCAUAUGAUUGCCGUGGAGUGCGAGUGUUUUUUAAUUCAAUGUUAAAAGAACGUGUGCAGCCACGAGACAACAUACCUUUCCCAAUCGAAAAAUAUGAUGACGUCUUGACUAAAGCUAUUGAGGAGACCAAUUCAAAUAUCUUUCUAUUUACGUGUGAUUACCUUGACAUGAAAUUUAGUAAAGAAGUAACUGGACAAUUUAUUCGCGAAAAUUUU
Molecule: messenger RNA, 3971 nt
Organism: Daphnia pulicaria
Lineage: Eukaryota; Metazoa; Arthropoda; Branchiopoda; Diplostraca; Daphniidae
Exons: 2
Coding region: 97-3435 (1112 amino acids)
Source: RefSeq, a predicted model, not a curated record